Messenger RNA from Myotis brandtii (Brandt's bat), 4940 nucleotides. It is a transcript of the gene IQGAP1, whose product is annotated as IQ motif containing GTPase activating protein 1. The transcript has 36 exons. Gene Ontology annotation, biological process: regulation of actin cytoskeleton organization; regulation of GTPase activity. The record is from RefSeq and is a predicted model, not a curated record. Gene Ontology annotation, molecular function: actin filament binding; calmodulin binding; GTPase activator activity. Lineage: Eukaryota; Metazoa; Chordata; Mammalia; Chiroptera; Vespertilionidae. Bases 36 to 4925 code for a protein of 1629 amino acids. Gene Ontology annotation, cellular component: nucleus; cytoplasm.
CUGUCCUGGAUAAUGAGAGACUCACUGCGGAGGAGAUGGAUGAAAGGAGGCGGCAGAAUGUGGCUUAUGAAUACCUUUGUCACUUGGAAGAAGCCAAAAGGUGGAUGGAAGCAUGCCUGGGGGAAGACCUGCCUCCCACCACGGAGCUGGAGGAGGGCCUUCGGAACGGGGUCUACCUCGCCAAACUCGGGAACUUCUUCUCUCCCAAAGUGGUGUCCCUGAAGAAAAUCUACGACCGGGAGCAGACCAGAUACAAGGCGACUGGCCUCCACUUCCGGCACACGGAUAAUGUGAUUCAGUGGUUGAAUGCCAUGGACGAGAUUGGCUUGCCUAAGAUUUUUUACCCAGAAACCACAGAUAUCUAUGACCGAAAGAACAUGCCUCGAUGUAUCUAUUGUAUCCAUGCACUCAGUUUGUACCUGUUCAAACUAGGCCUGGCUCCUCAGAUUCAGGACCUGUAUGGAAAGGUUGACUUCACGGAAGAAGAAAUCAACAACAUGAAGAUUGAGCUGGAGAAGUACGGGAUCCAGAUGCCUGCCUUCAGCAAGAUCGGGGGCAUCCUGGCCAACGAACUCUCCGUGGACGAAGCUGCACUACAUGCUGCCGUUAUCGCUAUUAACGAAGCUGUGGACCGUAGAAUUCCCGCUGACACAUUUGCGGCUUUGAAAAACCCCAACGCCAUGCUUGUCAAUCUUGAAGAGUCCUUGGCUUCCACCUACCAGGACGUCCUCUACCAGGCCAAGCACGACAAAACGACAAAUGCCAGAAACAGGACAGAAAACUCUGAGAGAGAGAGGGACGUUUAUGAGGAGCUGCUCACUCAAGCGGAAAUUCAAGGCAACGUGAACAAAGUCAACACGUUUUCUGCGUUAGCAAACGUGAACCUGGCUUUGGAUCAGGGAAGCGCCCUGGCCCUGUUCCGGAUUCUGCAGUCCCCAGCGCUGGGCCUCCGGGGGCUGCAGCAGCAGAACAGCGACUGGUACCUGAAGCAGCUCCUGAGCGACAGGCAGCAGAAGAGACAGAGUGGCCAGGCGGAUGCCCUGCAGAAGGAGGAACUCCAGGCUGCGGUGGAUGCCGCCAACAGUGCCGCCCAGCAGUACCAGAGAAGGCUGGCAGCCGUGGCGGCCAUCAACGCUGCCAUCCAGAAGGGCGUGGCUGAGAAGACUGUCCUGGAACUGAUGAACCCCGAAGCCCAGCUGCCCCAGGUGUAUCCAUUUGCUGCUGAUCUUUAUCAGAAGGAGCUGGCCACGCUGCAGCAGCAGAGUCCUGAACAUAGCCUCACCCACCCCGAGCUCUCCGUGGCAGUGGAGAUGCUGUCGUCCGUGGCCCUCAUCAACAGGGCCCUGGAGUCGGGAGACAUGAACACGGUGUGGAAGCAGCUGAGCAGUUCCGUGACCGGCCUGACCAACAUCGAGGAGGAGAACUGUCAGAGGUAUCUCGAUGAGCUGAUGAAGCUGAGAGACCAGGCACAUGCAGAGAAGAACGAGUUUAUUACGUGGAACGACAUCCAGGCUUGUGUGGACCACGUGAAUCUGGUGGUGCAGGAGGAGCACGAGAGGAUUUUAGCCAUCGGCUUAAUUAACGAAGCCCUGGACGAAGGAGAUGCCCAAAAGACCCUGCAGGCCCUGCAGAUUCCUGCAGCCAAACUGGAGGGCGUCCUGGCAGGAGUGGCCCAGCAUUACCAAGACACGCUGAUCCGAGCAAAGAGAGAGAAAGCCCAGGAAACCCAGGAUGAGUCCGCUGUGUUAUGGUUGGAUGAAAUUCAAGGUGGAAUCUGGCAGUCCAACAAAGACACCCAGGAAGCACAGAGGUUUGCCGUAGGAAUCUUUGCCAUUAACGAGGCCGUGCAGAGUGGCGAUGUCGGUAAAACGCUGAGUGCCCUUCGUUCCCCGGAUGUCAGCCUGUACGGAGUCAUCCCUGAGUGUUGUGAAACGUACCAGAGUGACCUCGCAGAAGCCAGGAAGAAAAAGCUGGCAGCAGGCGACAACAACAGCAAGUGGGUGAAGCACUGGGUGAAAGGCGGAUAUUAUUAUUACCACAACCUGGACACGCAGGAAGGAGGAUGGGAUGAGCCCCCAGGCUUUGUGCAGAACUCCACGCAGCUCUCGCGGGAGGAGAUCCAGAGUUCCAUCUCCGGGGUGACGACUGCGUAUAACCGAGAGCAGCUCUGGCUGGCCAACGAGGGCUUGAUCACCAAGUUGCAGGCUUGUUGCCGCGGGUACCUCGUCCGACAGGAGUUCCGUUCCAGGUUGAAUUUCCUGAAGAAACAAAUUCCCGCCAUCACCUGCAUCCAGUCGCAGUGGAGAGGAUACAAGCAGAAGAAGGCCUAUCAGGACCGUCUAGCGUACCUGCGCUCCCAUAAAGAUGAAGUCGUGAAGAUCCAGUCCCUGGCGAGGAUGCAUCAGGCGAGAAAGCGCUAUAGAGAUCGCCUGCAGUACUUCCGAGAUCACAUAAAUGACAUUGUCAAAAUCCAGGCUUUUAUUCGGGCAAACAAAGCUCGCGACGACUACAAGACUCUCAUCAAUGCCGAGGACCCGCCGAUGAUCGUGGUGCGGAAGUUUGUCCACCUGCUCGACCAGAGUGACCAGGAUUUCCAGGAGGAGCUGGAUCUCAUGAAGAUGCGGGAGGAGGUCAUCACCCUCAUUCGUUCCAACCAGCAGCUGGAGAACGACCUCAACCUCAUGGAUAUCAAAAUCGGACUGCUGGUGAAAAACAAGAUCACGCUGCAGGAUGUGGUUUCCCACAGUAAAAAACUUACCAAAAAAAAUAAGGAACAGUUGUCUGAUAUGAUGAUGCUAAAUAAACAGAAGGGAGGUCUCAAGGCUUUGAGCAAGGAGAAGAGAGAGAAAUUGGAAGCUUAUCAGCACCUGUUUUAUUUAUUGCAGACCAACCCCACCUAUCUGGCCAAGCUGAUUUUUCAGAUGCCCCAGAACAAGUCCACCAAGUUCAUGGACUCGGUGAUCUUUACCCUCUACAACUACGCCUCCAACCAGCGGGAGGAGUACCUGCUGCUGCGGCUCUUCAAGACGGCGCUCCAGGAGGAGAUCAAGUCAAAAGUGGACCAGAUUCAAGAGAUCGUGACAGGAAACCCUACCGUUAUUAAGAUGGUUGUCAGUUUCAACCGUGGCGCUCGGGGUCAGAACGCCCUGCGGCAGAUCUUGGCCCCGGUCGUGAAGGAGAUUAUGGACGACAAAUCCCUCAACAUCAAAACCGACCCCGUGGAUAUCUACAAGUCGUGGGUUAAUCAGAUGGAGUCUCAGACAGGAGAGGCAAGCAAACUCCCCUAUGACGUGACUCCCGAGCAGGCUCUGGCUCACGAGGAGGUCAAGACACGUCUCGACAACUCCAUCAGGAACAUGCGCGCUGUGACAGACAAGUUCCUCUCCGCCAUCAUCAGUUCCGUGGACAAAAUCCCCUACGGGAUGCGCUUCAUCGCCAAAGUGCUGAAGGACUCGCUACAUGAGAAGUUCCCCGAUGCUGGUGAGGAUGAGCUGCUGAAGAUCAUUGGUAACCUGCUGUACUAUCGAUACAUGAAUCCAGCCAUUGUUGCUCCGGAUGCCUUUGACAUCAUCGACCUGUCGGCCGGAGGCCAGCUCACCACCGACCAGCGCCGCAACCUCGGCUCCAUUGCCAAGAUGCUCCAGCACGCGGCUUCCAACAAGAUGUUCCUGGGAGAUAACGCUCACUUAAGCAUCAUUAACGAGUACCUCUCCCAGUCCUACCAGAAAUUCAGGAGGUUUUUCCAAACUGCUUGCGACGUCCCAGAGCUGCAGGAUAAGUUUAAUGUGGACGAAUACUCCGACCUCGUGACCCUCACCAAGCCCGUGAUCUACAUCUCCAUCGGGGAAAUCAUCAACACCCACACGCUCCUGCUAGAUCACCAGGACGCCAUUGCCCCGGAGCACAAUGACCCGAUCCAUGAGCUGCUGGAUGACCUUGGCGAGGUGCCCACCAUCGAGUCCCUGAUAGGAGAAGGCGCUGGCAGUUUAAACGACCCCAAUAAGGAGGCGCUGGCUAAGACGGAAGUGUCUCUCACACUGACCAACAAGUUCGACGUGCCUGGGGACGAGAACGCGGAAAUGGACGCGCGGACCAUCUUACUGAACACAAAGCGUUUAAUUGUGGACGUCAUCCGGUUCCAGCCAGGGGAGACCUUGACUGAAAUCCUGGAAACACCAGCCACCAGCGAACAGGAAGCAGAGCAUCAGAGGGCCAUGCAGAGACGCGCGAUCCGUGACGCCAAAACGCCUGACAAGAUGAAAAAGUCCAAAUCAGUCAAGGAAGACAGCAACCUGAGCCUGCAGGAGAAGAAGGACAAGAUCCAGGCGGGCUUGAAGAAGCUCACGGAGCUGGGGACCGUGAACCCGAAGAACCGGUACCAGGAGCUGAUCAACGACAUCGCCAGGGAUAUCCGGAAUCAGCGGAGAUACCGGCAGAGGAGGAAGGCCGAGCUGGUGAAACUGCAGCAAACGUAUGCUGCUCUGAACUCCAAGGCCACGUUCUACGGAGAGCAGGUGGAUUACUACAAAAGCUACAUCAAAACCUGCCUGGACAACCUGGCCAGCAGGGGCAAGGUCUCCAAGAAGCCGAGGGAAAUGAAAGGAAAGAAAAGCAAAAAGAUUUCUCUGAAAUACACGGCGGCGCGAUUACAUGAAAAGGGGGUUCUUCUGGAAAUCGAGGACCUACAAGUGAAUCAGUUUAAAAAUGUUAUCUUUGAAAUCGCUCCAACAGAAGAAGUGGGAGACUUUGAAGUGAAAGCCAAGUUCAUGGGAGUUCAGAUGGAGACGUUCAUGUUACAUUACCAGGUGGGUGUGCACCAGGUGGGGCUGGAAGCUCUGCGGCUGGGGUGGUCGUGUUCUCGUCCAGGGCGGAGACACGGUAGACAGGAGGCCCACGUGGAGAAGGCGUUCCGGGCAUGGUGGUGAGCUGGGCUCGCACUG